This is a messenger RNA of Morus notabilis, 1877 nucleotides long. Its product is annotated as probable 2,3-bisphosphoglycerate-independent phosphoglycerate mutase. The coding region runs from base 193 to 1677 and encodes 494 amino acids. The transcript has 6 exons. The record is from RefSeq and is a predicted model, not a curated record. Lineage: Eukaryota; Viridiplantae; Streptophyta; Magnoliopsida; Rosales; Moraceae. Gene Ontology annotation, molecular function: metal ion binding.
AUAACCGUAGAGGAACUUUCAGAAUAAUUCUCUUCCUCUUCUUUAUCAAAAGCGAAAUAAAUUAUUUAGCUUUCUGGGUAUGGACGAAUAAGCUUGUUGGGGGAAGCUUUUUCUGGAGGAUUUGAAUGAUCUGCUGACUCUGCUCUUGGACUUAUUCAAUUUUAGUUACUUAUAAUACAAAAAUAUAUAUUCAUGGGUAAGCCAGAGCAGGUGAAGAAAAGAGUAGCAUUUGUGCUGGUUGAUGGGUUGGGAGACGUGUCAAUACCAAUGUUUGGGUUAAAGACUCCUCUCCAAGCAGCUAAAAUUCCCAAUCUAGAUGCUAUUGCAUCUGCCGGUGUUAAUGGUCUAAUGGACCCUGUGGAAGUGGGAUUGGGUUGUGGAAGUGACACUGCUCACCUUUCCCUUUUGGGUUAUGACCCAAGAGUCUAUUACCGGGGUCGGGGCGCAUUCGAGUCUAUGGGUGCGGGAUUGGCAAUGUCUCCUGGGGAUAUUGCAUUUAAGUCCAAUUUUGCAACCUUGGAUGAGAAAACCGGAAUUGUCGUAAGUAGGAGAGCUGACAGGCACUUUGAAGAAGAAGGUCCCAUACUCUGUGCGGCACUAGAUGGAAUGAAACUGCCUUCUUUUCCUGAGUAUGAAGUAAGAGUCAGAUAUGCUACAGAACAUAGGUGUGGAGUUGUGGUAAAAGGGCCAAAAUUAAGUGGAAACAUAUCAGGAACAGACCCAUUAAAGGACAACCGCUUACUUUUGAAAGCUGAAGCUCUAGAUGAUACUGAAGAAGCAAAACAUACAGCCGAAGUAGUUAACGAGUUAUCCAAGGAGAUUUCACGAAUUCUGGUUUCUCAUCCACUCAAUGCAAAGCGAGCCUCAGAAGGGAAGAACAUAGCUAAUGUUGUCCUUUUACGAGGCUGUGGUAUUCGAAUUGAGGUUCCUCCAUUUGAAAAGAAACACGGGUUAUGGCCAUGUAUGGUAGCUCCCACUAAAAUUAUUGCUGGCCUGGGUUUAUCUCUUGGCAUUGACAUCCUGGAGGCUCCUGGAGCAACUGGAGACUAUCGGACACUUCUAACUUCCAAAGCAAGUGCAAUAGCUGCGGCACUCUCAGCUCCUUUGAAGUCUUGUCCAAAUGUUUUUGUACCUGGGGAAGACGAGCACAAACCAGGCCGUCCAGAUGGCUAUGAUUUUGGGUUUCUGCACAUAAAGGCAAUAGAUGAUGCAGGCCACGAUAAAGCAACCGUGUUCAAAGUCAAAGGGCUGGAGGCUGUAGACCGAGCUAUAGGGCAACUGGCCAGGUUCCUGUGGGAAGCUGAACCAACAGGGAAUUUUCAGUACUUCUUAUGUGUCACCGGAGACCAUUCCACCCCGGUUGAAUAUGGAGACCACAGUUUUGAGCCGGUCCCAUUUGCGAUAUGCCGGUUGAAAGACUUCAUUGGCGCAGUUGGUUUGGAAUCCAUCCUGGGAAUUUCGACCGAUCCAUUCCCUCUUCCAACCAUUAAAGCAGGGGAAGACCUGGCAGAAAAUGUGGCAGCAGAAGAAGAGGAUACGAAGAAGCAGAUUCAAGCUUUUGCUGGAGAUUCAGUCUGUGAGUUCAAUGAGCUUGCUGCUGCAAGAGGAUGUCUUGGACGUUUUCCUGGUGGGGAGAUGAUGGGAGUUAUAAAUAGAUUUCUUAAAUUAGAUUCAUAAACUGAUUUGAUCAAAGCUUUGGGAAUUAGUGCCGGUUCCCGAUAACCGCUGGAUGAUGCUUAAAUAAGUUUUUUGUGUUAACUUAAGAAUAUCCCGAGGAAUGAUGACGGUAGACGAAAUUUUGAGAGCUUUCAUUUAGAAUUGUUCCAAAAAAACUAUGCAAGUUUUUCCCUUAAUACUACUGUUCUUGUUUCAAAUCA